UGCAAGUUGUGCAGAAGAAUCUUCUCCCUCAAUAUAUAUGCACAUGGAGGAGCUAGGCAAGGACCGUCUCAUUUCUCUUCUUAUAUAUACUCUGCCACACAUUUUUGCAGUGUUGUGCUCAGUUACUCACUGAGUAUAAUUUAGCCCACGGCAACCAAGCAAACUCAAAUAAUUAAGCUUGUUUAAACCAAGUGCACAGUCCUCAUUGUCUUCCUCCUUGCUUGGUCUGUAUCAUCUAUUCAUCUCCCCUGUCCUAAGCUGAUCGAUCAGUAGCUAGCUGCACCACAUAUGGCCGGCCUGUAUCCUACAUGCUCCGUCCGGCCAGCAAGAGAGUCAAUAUAUGCCCCCGCAUGCAUGAUCAGGUCUACUAAUGUGGCUGGCUUCUUCCUCUAGCUAGCUCCAAGCUGUGUCACACUGCACGCCACGCCAGUACUCCCGCCGUUUUCAGCUACCCAUAUACAUAUAUAUGCACGCAUCCAUGCACUAGCUAGCGAGCUCCAUCCACCGCAAUCCGGGCCGGUGCGUGUCGAGAUCGAUCGAGCUCUUGGCCAUGGCGGCGGCUGCGGCGGGCAACAACAACAACAACAAGGGGGCGGCGAGGAAGGAGAAGGAGAACAAGCAGAAGCAGAGCCUGGUGUCGCGGACGCUGGAGCGCUGCAGGACCGGGCUGGGCGGCGGCGGCAGGGCUUCAAUGGCGGCGGUGGCCCCGGCGGGGUGCUUCUCGGUGUACGUGGGGCCGGAGCGGGAGCGGUUCGUGGUGCGCGCCGACCGGGCCAGCCACCCGCGGUUCCGCCGCCUCCUCGACGACGCCGAGAGCGAGUACGGAUACUCGGCCCACGGCCCGCUCGCGCUGCCUUCCUGCGCCGUCGAGGACUUCCUCGACGUGCUCUGGCACAUGGACCACGACGCCGAGAUUGACGACGGCGAGAUCGACGGCCUUUCGCUCAAGUCGCCGGUGUGCGGCGCCGGGGGGCUGCAGCGGGCGAGAUCCGGGUACCGGGCGCUCAGCACAGCGAGAUCGUCCCCUGCGUCCUUCUUCUUCUCGCCCAGCUGCAGGCGGGCUAAUUCUCCGGCGGCUCGCGGGAGGAGGUCGUCGGGUAGUUGAUUAAUUUACAGUAAUUACGUACGUAGUAGGCAGGAAUGAGUUUGGCCAGUGGGAUUUGCAGGCACGUGCGUGUGCUUAUACAGAUCGACAAGUAAUUUUGUCAACAACUGCAUAUGUCCAUACUCACUGCCUGCUUUAAUUAGUCGACCGAGCGCAGCUGAUUUAAUUAGAUUGAUAGCAGUGAAGUGAAAGGUUAAGAAGAUUAUGUGUGCAUACCGGCCGAUGUUUCCUUGCAGAAAAUUUUCUGCAUACAACUGAUGUAAGCGUGUGGCAUAUAGCAAAUGAAACAGAUCGAGAGAGAGAUUAAACUGA
Molecule: messenger RNA, 1417 nt
Organism: Brachypodium distachyon (stiff brome)
Lineage: Eukaryota; Viridiplantae; Streptophyta; Magnoliopsida; Poales; Poaceae
Exons: 1
Coding region: 551-1105 (184 amino acids)
Biological process (GO): response to auxin
Source: RefSeq, a predicted model, not a curated record